Molecule: messenger RNA, 833 nt
Organism: Aphanomyces astaci
Lineage: Eukaryota; Oomycota; Saprolegniomycetes; Saprolegniales; Verrucalvaceae
Exons: 1
Coding region: 47-796 (249 amino acids)
Source: RefSeq, a predicted model, not a curated record
GAACUUUUUUAAGUCAAAUUAGCUGUAAGUCGAACUAAUUUGUCCGAUGAAAGAUCACUUGAAUCACAUGCCAUUGAAAGAAAUGAAAGUCACGCUGUUGCGGGAGGGGAAAUACGAGGAGCUGGAAGAAGGACUGCAUGAUGUCGACUGCUCCGUGACUCUCAUUGAGUUUGGCAAGUUCAACAUUCUCUACGACACGGGAGGUGCGUGGGCUCUCCCCGAGCUACUGGGGUCGCUCGCAGCCUCAGGGUUGUCGGCGGAGGACAUCACGCAUGUCGUUGGUUCCCAUGGGCAUUCGGAUCACAUUGGCUGCCUUUCGGCAUUUCCCAACGCGUAUCAGUUCCUUGGUGGCGACGCCAACCUGCGCAACAAGUACUCGACUGUGGAGCCUUCUGAAGCGAACGCCAUCGAGACAGCUCGAUUCUUUCGCGACGAAAUGUUCACUCGAGGAAAGUUCUUCCACUGGGGUGAGCAUGGCAUUGCCCUCGAUGACCCUCGUGGCAUCGAUGGCAGCAUACGGCUGGUCAAGACUCCCGGGCAUACCAGCCAAUGCACGUCGCUCCUCCUUGAAUCCCCCCAAGGUGGAAUCCAUUUUGCAGGGUCUGCCUUCACCCGCCUUGCCAUUGUAGGUGAUCUGUGGGACUGCCUCGACGACGAAGACUACUACCGGGCGAUCUCCGAGCAGCCUCUUGUCCAAGAAAACACUCGUGCGUUCGUGCUCAAGUGGGGUCCCGAUCGAAUCAUUCCCGGCCACGGCGCGCCGUUUGCCCCGUCCGAUCUGAGCGUUACACAUUAGACAGUUAAUACUACCAAACAAACAGUUUCGCCAUCCA